GCGCCACAGCUCCGUUUGCUGGGCACCACGCGCGCAAGAAACAUUCUUUUUUUUAUCAUCUCUCACAUUCGUUAAAAAAGAAAAGAAAACCCCAGCACCAACACAACGAGGUUUUUCUCCGGUGGAAGUGACGCGUUGAACUGGACUUUGUCACAUCGUAACAAAGGAAAAAUCGUUCUAAAUACUUGUUCUUGCGCAGUGAAGGCUCCAAUUGAAUUUCGGAGCCGCUCAGUUGAAUUGUGGGGUUCACCGCAAGUUUUGGAUAAGCUAUUUGAUUUUGAGAAUACCGGGUCUAUGUACGGUCCGGGGCGUUUGUGUUGCCAUCAAAGGAGAAAAAGGUGCGAGAGCUGCCGCAAGGAGUCUAUGAACUCCGAGGAAGCUAAUGACGACGAUUGGAUUCAAUAUCAAUGCCAAUACUGAAGAGAUUAUUUUAUGCAUUUUUUUAGAUUUUUAUAUUUUUCGUUGGGUUUCUGUGAAGUUGUUGGGUUCAUAAUUUUUACGGGUCGUGUGGGUAUUUUUGGUUGAAACAUGCUGAGUGAGGAGAAGGAUCAGGAUAAUGGAAUCAACAUCAAGUUUGGGAGGGAUAAGGAUGGAAAGGGGGAGUACAGGGCCAUUUCUAAGAAGGAGAUUAGGAGGAGGGAGGAGCUCAAUGGAAAUGCCAAAGUCACAGUUAAGGAUGAGAGGGGAAAGGGUGAGCUGGUGCCACCAGACGGGGGCUGGGGCUGGCUCGUCCUGAUAGCAGCUGUAAUGGUCAAUGUCCUCAUACCAGGAACUAUUAAGUCCUUUGGAGUACUUUUUGUCGAGUUUCUCGAGGUCUUUGACGCAUCACCAGCAGCAGCAGCAUGGAUACCAGCCCUCUGCUACUUUCUCUACAGUUCGCUCGGUCCGCUGUCCAGUGUUCUGUCAGUGAAGUACUCGUACAGAACAGUGACCCUCAUCGGUGGAACCUUCGCUGCUGUUGGAAUGAUGCUCAGUUACUUCGCAAGUUCUGUUUUGUUCCUCUGUGUCAGUUAUGGAACCUUCGUGGGCAUUGGAGCUGGAUUAUCAUUUCCCCCCACCGUCUACAUCGUUACUUCGUACUUCCUGAGGCUCAGGGGUCUUGCUAAUGGUCUCUGCAUGUCUGGCAGCGCCUUGGGAUCCAUUUUUCUACCACCUUUGCUGGCUUAUCUGUUGAAUGAGUUUGGAUACAGAGGAGCAGUUUUAAUAAUGGGAGGAAUAACCUUGAACGUGUGGGCGAGUGCUCUCCUCUACGACCCCGUGGAGAAGCACAUGAAGUGGGUGCCCUCCACCUCCGAUCCCGACGACGAAGAGGAAGCAAGCGUCCCCAUCAACGUAACCUCCCCGGAACCCGAGAAGAAGGCCAACAAUACCCUCAUAAUCCCCAACACCGAGAAAUCGAAUCCAAUAGUUCCAAAGAGUGCAUCCAGCGUAGCCCUGGAGAACUACAGAAACACCCCGGCCCAGGGUAGAACCAGGAAGAUCAGUAUGCCCACAGGUCGCGAGAUAUCCUCCCAGAUGCACAGCACACCGGCCCUCCACGCUGUUCCAGAGAGGGGAAUAGCUAGGAGGCGACCAGCAGCUCGAUCCCCCAGCACAUCAUCCUUCAACUACAUCAGCACACCUUACCACGGCAGCACCUUGUCAGCUCUCAAUCCUGAGUACGCUUCGACCCUAACUCUAAAUGCAAUAUCGAAUACCUUCAGGAAAUCACCGGCGAAAACUGUCCAGAAGCCUAAGGAGGAGACCCCCAAGUUCUUCGACGUGAGUCUCCUCAAGGACCAAAUCUACCUCGUCAUCUUGAUAUCCAACAGCACGAAUGCAGUCAGCUACACAAACUUCGUGAUUCUCCUGCCUGUCUACGCCAUCAGCAUUGGUUUCGACAAGGCAGCCGCUGGAUACCUCCUCUCCCUCGUCUCCAUCUUCGAUCUUGUUGGGAGAAUCGGAGGGUCUGCCCUCUCAGACACUAAACUCAUCCCCAAGCACUGGUAUUUCGUUGGGGGACUGCUCGUCUCUGGUGUCUCACUGGCUAUUCUGCCCAUUGGGAAGAGCUAUGGGUACCUGUCCCUCUGGUGCUCUGUUUUUGGCCUGUCGUCGGGGAUUUAUGUGGGGGUCACUGCUGUUAUCAUGGCUGACAUGCUCGGGACUGAGAAGCUGACGUCUUCCUAUGGGAUCUCACUUUUCGUUAAUGGCUUGCUGCAGCUCGUGGGACCUCCCAUCUGCGGAAUUAUCUUCGAACAGAUCAGGGAUUAUGCACCGAUUUUCAGCUCUCUGGGGAUCAUUUUGGUGGCUGGGGCCUCACUCUGGGCUUUCAUGCCUUAUCUCAGGCGGAAGCAGAUGCUGGAGAAGGCGGGUAAUGGGGAAGUUUGCAAAGUUUGAGGGGUUUGAUUUCUUUGGGAAGUGAGGAGGAUCAAUUUUUUUGGGGGCUUUUUCGUGGGUUGAGAGAUAGCUGAAAAGAAAUGGUAAAGGUCUUCUGAUAUUUUCUGUUUAAGUCGUUCGUUGAGAAGGGAAGUGGAGAAUUGAUAAGUGGGUUGCAGAGAAAUCAGUUAUUCAUAUUCUCAGUGAAUGAUCUCGAUAAUGAGUCAUUUUAUGGGGAGUGUCUUUUCACGUUUUCUUACAAAAUCACUCGUUUUGGAGGUAAAUGGGUAAUUAGGAGAAACCAUCACAAAACUUUUGUUCGGAGAAUUUUUUUUGUGGGUUCAGAGAAUUGAGAAGAAAUGGUAAAUGUCUUCUGAUAUUUUCUAUUGAUGUCAUUCGUUGGAAAGGGAAACGGAAAAUUGAUAAGUGGGUUGCAGACAAAUCAGUCAUUCACAUUCUUAUUCAAUGAUCUCGAUAAUGAGUCAUUUUAGGAGAAAACAUCACAAAACUUUUGUUUUAGAGAAUUUUCUCAGCUACGAGCAAGAUCGAUCAAUAUGUCGUCUUGAUGAAUUCUUAAUUAUCUCGAUAACGAUGAUUUCCGGCGAAAAUGUUAGAAAAUGUUUUCCUUGAAAAAUUUAAACUAAAACAGAAGCCUCUAAACUUUUCCUCCACGAAUUACUCUUUAAAAUCACGUGAUAAAUAAGAAAUGACGAACAUCUUGCUGAAUAUUCAAUUACCUCGAUAACGCGAAACUUGAGGAAAAAAAUGUUGAGUGAGUUUCUCAGGUAAAAAACUCGACAUUUUUCCCUCAAUAAAUCAAAAAUGGAAAAACAUUUAAUUUGACUUGUAAACCUAUCACAUCUGGAUAAAUAUCGAAUCGUCUCGUAUGCGUGGAAAAAGAAUGACAGAUUGCUCACGACGUAUGUCCUCACUGCCGUCAGCCAGCCUGAGUACGAAAUCCAGUGUCUCUUCCUUUCUCAGCCGUUGCAUUUUUACAUAGAAAUAUAUUUUUUUUUUAAUUUCUUUCUAGAACAAAUUGUGUAUAUUCUGUGGAUAAAUGUCGAGAACAUUAAAAUGUAUUAGAGAACACUUCAGUCUCUUUGAGGGAUAAAAAUGAAGAUAUGAAGUGGGAAAAAUAAUGUCUUGCCUUAUUAAUUGUUAAUUAAAAAUGCUAUGUAGAGGAGCACGCGUCAAGAUUUCAAACGAAAAUGAGAAAAAUGUUAGGGGAAGUACUUAUAUUAUAGCACAAAGUACCACUGUAUAAUUAAACUCUGACUUUUGUAAAUCUAUAUUUCCUUACGAUUGAAAUACCACGAAGAAAAGUUUCACAAAUAAUCGUAAUCUCUUCGACAUGUAAUGAGAUGUCCAUGCACGAAUGAAAGUAUGUUAACAUGUAAUUAAUUAGGGAUAUAUUGUUUCAAAUGAAUGGACCAAGUCGAAGGUGAUGCAUAUUUGAUCAUAAAUAUUGUAAUUUAAUGACUUCAGUGACCAUGUAGGGUAUCGAUCCAAUGAAUUUAUCCAUGAAUGAUCAAGUAUUUUUGUUUAACGAUGCCCCAUCCAGCUGUGGUGCAGAAUAUAAACUACAGUAUUUUGCAGAAUUAUUUUAUAUCAUCGAUCAUUGAAAUUAAACGAGAUGAAUAUUAUUUAAUACUAAUCCAUCAUCCCUUCAUUAAUUGUUUGAAUGGUGAUAAUUCGAGGAUUUAUUCCGAGAAUAAACGGAUAAGAUAUUCACAUAGAUUAUGACUAUUUUCAUUGUAAAUAAUCACUUAAUUUCCUAGUUUCAUGCACAAAAGACGAUAGAGUGGAAGAAAAAGAUUAAUUGACGAAUGAAAUUUGUUGAAAUAUGUUCGAUAAGUUGCACAAUCAAUAGAUCAACUUUAUCGAUGAAAAUUAGUAGAAAGAGUGAAAAAUAUAUCCACUGACUGUUGAAUAAUCACAGUAACGUUGAGAUCAGUAUUUUCAUCGAAAAUAAUUCAAUUCAAUAAAUCAUUGCACUUA
Diachasma alloeum is the source of this 4353-nucleotide messenger RNA. It is a transcript of the gene hrm, whose product is annotated as monocarboxylate transporter 13. The record is from RefSeq and is a predicted model, not a curated record. The transcript has 6 exons. Gene Ontology annotation, molecular function: monocarboxylic acid transmembrane transporter activity. Gene Ontology annotation, biological process: transmembrane transport; monocarboxylic acid transport. NCBI's taxonomy places the organism in Eukaryota, Metazoa, Arthropoda, Insecta, Hymenoptera, Braconidae. The coding region runs from base 529 to 2376 and encodes 615 amino acids.